AUGGGCGUGUGCGUCUGUGUGCACACGGUCGAGCGCGCGCUGGCGGACGAGGACGCGACGGCGCGACGGACGCGGGCGGCGAUCGCGACGGCGGCGCUCAGGAGUCGAUCGAACGCGACGUUCGUGGAGCUCGCCGCGGACGCGCAAACGUUGGUGAAAUCGAUCGUUACGUACGCUCGAGACGGACGAUGGCGACGGGAUAAGCGCGUGAGAGCGAGCGCGGAGGCGUGCGCGCGAAGAGCGAGCGCGAAGAGCGAGACGUUCCGGGAGACGCUCGUGCUUGGUGCGUCGAGAGCGGUGACCUCGGGGGCGUUCGGGGACGAUGAAUGUGAAAGCUUAAGUCGAAUGGUGUGCUUGGUGCUGGAGGAGGUGGAGAGAGUGGGGGAUGGGAGCGCUGCGACGCGGGCGCUGGAGACGCUCGCGAAGACUCGGGCGAGAGGCGAACGGGCGUUUUCGUCGAAAGCGUUCAGACGGGCGAUUGGGGCGAAGGGGUGUGAGAACGCGCUCGGGCGGUACUUUGAACUCGUUAAGUCGAAUUCGACUGCGAGUCCGGUGGUGUGCUCGCUGGUGAGCGACGCGUAUGCCGUCGCAAGAUUGACAUCGAGUGACGCGGGAUCAACGCGCAAAGAACUGUUAGAGGUGUUUUGCGCGGUCGUUCUUGGUGGCGACGCCAAGGUGGCCAAGGCUGGAAUUACGUGCGAGGCGUUUGCGUCGGUACUGAGUGACAUUUCCGAGGAAGAGACUCGCGAUAUCGUGAUUCCGAAGAUCGUUCGACAGUUGCGUCGAAGCCCGGAAGCCGUUUUACCCUCCGUGCUCGGCUGUUUGAACACUUUGGGCGCGGAUCUGAGUGCGGCGUGCGCGGAAAUCGGGCCAGUCAUCUUACCUUUGGCGAAGCACGCGAAUGAAGAUCGCCGCUCGAUCUCGUUAAAGGUCGUGAACGCGCUUGUGAACAAGUCGUCAGACCCUACGCACUUACGCGAACACGUCUUCAAGCCGUGUGUCGAUGAAUUUUCUACUGGCAAGGCUCCGAAAGAAUGGAACGCCCGCGCUGGACUCUAUGGUGUCGUCGAAUCGUGCGCUUACGUGAGCGAUCGAAAAGUGCGAGAGAGUAUGAGUACAGAGGCAAUUGAUGCGUUAGCCUUGCAGCUCAAGUCCGAAAAGCAACUUGACGCAAAAGCUGUGGGUCUUACCGCGAUGACCGCAUGGCUGGGUCAUGCGAUCGAAUGCCCAGAGUCACUCGUGAUACUAAUCAAAGAAAUUUCGAAGGAUGCGGCAGAGCGUUCCUCAACUUUACAGUGCGUCGCUCGAGCUGUCGGCGCCAAUUCUGUGUUGCCACACGGUUUGUCAAGUGUCAUAGCCAUUUUGACACCGAUAGCUAUCGCGGGUAGUGCUAAACCUGCUCUUCGGAACGAAGGUUUGAGCGCAUUAUCCAUCAUUUUGAGCGUCGCCGCAGUAGACUCUGCGGUAGCGGAGGCAUUGAAGUCGAGCAAAGUGUGGGAAUCUGUUCCUGCGUACUUUGAACUGGCGACGAUGAUACGGUUCGAUGUGGUUAGUGGGCAGAUUCUUUCCGCAACUGCACAGUGCGUGCUUUCCUCUCACGGGUGUCAAGCGACGAAACUUGACUUCGUUGACUCGGCUAUUCAGGCGAUGGCGCUUAUGAGCCUGCAUCCGGACCCGAAGACCAGGGCGAAGGCCAGAGAGGCUGUUAGAGGCGCUGUGGCAGUCGGCCAACCAGCCACUAAGAUGCUCCGAGGACUACAACACUGGCUCGCUCAAGUGGAGUCUGGAGUCUGGGACGCCGCGAACUGGCAAGACAGUGAUGAUGGAGUAUUUCCGUCGCGCUAUGCUGGCGCAACGCUCCUUUCGUACUGUGAGUUUGAUGAAGACUCUCGGGAGGUCAGGCUUUCGGAUGAACUCAUUGGUGAGAUGAUUCUGCUUGCGCACCAUCCCCUAGUCGCCGCCCCAGACGGUAGACGCGCGGGAGCGUGGAACGCACUUUUAGCUAGGCUAGGUGGCACAAUCGAUGUCACCGAAGGUGCGGCCGUUUGCCGCGUCAUUAUGGGCGAACGAGGUUUGAGUAGCACAUCAACGAUGGAGCGCAUUGCUGCUCGAAAAGCUGUCGCCGCACUGGGACGACUAGCCACUGAUGAAGUCCUAAAGACCAUUCUUCCUCACGCGCUGGCUAUGUUAGAUAUUGACGCACAUAAUGGCGUGAGUGAAAAGGAAAUUUUGAUUUUCAACACGGCUCCUGGAUCACUUUCAACCGACCCUGUUGAUAGACCGGCGGCAGCACAGCCGCAACAGCUGAAGAAAGAAUCAGGUGUCGUUUCCUUACGACCAAGCCAAGUUGCAGCAGGUGCGAAGGCCUCAACUAAGCCGUCCACCAAGGUCGUCGAUCCUAGAGAGGCUGCUCGACGCGUACAGCUUGCGGACGAGGAGAGCAUCCGUAUGCGAGUGAAGGAUGUGGCGAACAAGUUGGUGGAUGGUUUGGAGAUCUUGACUGCGGUUUUGGAGGGUCUUGGCCACCGUGCGAGAGAUCAUGUGUGUGACAUAGCACACGGUAGUGUGUUCCCGCUUUUGGGAUCGAAAAUUGUGCCGCAAACAACGGCACUAAAGGCUGUGGAAGCACUCAUAUACUGCGCCGCCGCGCGAGGUGGUGCUAUGGUACUCUCGUUCCCUCAAGAACGUCAAGCGGAAGCUUUGGCAAUUCGACUGGGCGCUGUGAGUUUGAACGGCGCGCCCAAGCCGAUUGAGAUCGGAUUGAACGGCAAGCCCGUUCCAAUUGACAUGCAUCGGAUUGGGUUUGAGAGGCGCAUUUUGAGCGAUGCACUCGAUUUGGCCCAGGAAGCGCUUGAAGACAACGAUCCACAUCCUCUCCCGGCACCCGUAUUCGGCCUUUUGUUUCCCGUAGUAGCUCACGCGUUACUUCUUCCGGAGGCCCCCAGAGCGUUACGAACCGAGGCACUAGAACUUCUGGCGGCGCACACGGGAGAAGAUGAAGACGGGCAGCCAAUUUUGCACAGACCUGCGGCGACAGUACGUUUGUUGCUGAACACGCUUGCAAACGCGACGCCUGAUUUAGUGAAUUUGGCCAAACCCAUCCUUUCAGACGUGUCGCGUCAUUUGAGGACGGCUGAAGACGUCUUGGCGCUGGUGGACGGUGUUGAAAGUGAGUACCGCGCAGUUAGAGGCGCUUCUCUCUCCGGUUUGACGAGCGCUCCGCUUGAUUUCACAUCGAUGGAUGAGGAAGAUGCCAGUGUCGCCAUUGCAAAGCUAUUCAUUGCGCGUUUCGACACGGAUGAGUCGAACAAGGAGAUCGCUGAAGAAGUAUGGGUGCUCUGUGGUUUAUCUGGGACGACACCGCCAGCUUUAGAUAUUUUACCGUUUCUUACGCAUACGAGUGGCUCCGUGAGAGAGAGCGCGAUUGAGGCGUUCGCAACGAGCGUAGAAGCGCAAGAAAAUGGCAUGUCGACUUCUCUUCCUAAACUUUUUGGCAUGUUCAACGCAUGUACUAGCGCGCCUGGACGAGAGACUCUCAUCAAAGGACUUGGCGCGUGCACGCCGAGUCUGAUCGCGCGCGAUCUUCCGCUCGUGUCCACUUUUCUCACGAAAGUCCUCUCUGAUGAAGAUUCUGGCGUGAGAAGUGCGGCGGUGGAAACAGGUCGUACGAUGAUUGAUGCGCACGGCGCAGAACACACUCAACAGUUGCUCGCAGUCUACGAAGCUUACUUCGAUAGAGGAGGAAGCAGGGGGACGUUGACAGAAGAGGCUGAGGAUCAGGUUCGUCAAGGCGUCGUGGUAUUCCUGGGCGCUCUCGCAGUGCACUUGGACAAGGAAGACGAAAAGGUUCGCGCCAUCUUGACCCGGCUGCUUGAAGUCUUGAGCACCCCCUCUGAAGCCGUGCAACGAUCGGUAGCGGACUGUUUACCGCCAUUGAUGAAGAUGCUGAGUGUAGAAGAGCAAAAGGCUUUGGUCGACGCACUGUUACAGCAACUCACCAUGAGCGAUGCGUACGCCGAUCGUAGAGGCGCCGCAUUCGGAUUAGCCGGCGCCGUAAAAGGCAUCGGGAUGAUUAGUCUCAAAGGAAUGAACAUCAUGGACGCUUUGAAAGUAGCUAUCGAGGAUAAGAAGAAUCCAGCGUGUAGGGAAGGGGCGGUGAUGGCCUUUGAGUUGUUCUGCACACGACUCGGAAGACUCUUUGAACCGUACAUUGUUAGUAUUUUGCCGAUGCUCCUGGUCUGUUUUGGUGACGUUACGGCGCCAGUUCGUGAGGCAACGCAAGCUGCGGCGAGAGCCAUCAUGGCGAAUCUGUCCGCACAAGGUGUCAAACUCGUCUUGCCGGCGCUUCUUUGCGGCGUGGAUGAUGACAAGUGGCGCACAAAGCAAGGCUCGGUGCAACUUCUCGGCGCCAUGUCGAGUUGCGCUCCGAAACAGCUGGGCGCUUGUCUUCCGCAAAUCGUCCCUCGGCUGAGCAAAGCGCUCAUCGACACACACCCGAAAGUCGUCGAUGCCGCGGCAGAUGCCCUGAAAGCCGUUGGAGACGUUAUCCGCAACCCCGAGAUCAUCGCACUGAGUAACUACUUACUCAACGCCAUUCAAGAUCCUACCAAGAAGACGAGACCGUGCUUGGAUGUGUUACUCGAAACUACCUUCGUGAAUGUUGUCGAUGCGCCAUCUCUUGCACUCAUUCUCCCAGUGUUGAUUCGCGGUCUGCGUGAGCCGAAAGCGGAUAUGAAGAAGAAGGCGGCAAAGAUUGCUGGAAACUUGAGUUCUCUCGUGGAGGAUCCAAAGGACAUGACCCCUUACAUUCCAAUGCUCGUGCCUGAGCUAAAGAAGGCUCUCGUCGAUCCGAUUCCUGAAGUUCGAGGCAUUGCCGCACAAGCACUCGCGGGUUUGAUGAAGGGAUUAGGCGAAGAGUACUUCGAUGAUUUACUUCCUUGGAUGAUGAGUGCGAUGCAAAGCGAUGGUUCAAGCGUGGAACGUGCUGGCGCUGCCCAAGGUUUAUCUGAGUGUUUAGCCGUUUUGAGUGACGAACAUUUCGAUGCUCUGUUCCCGGAGAUUCUUGCAGGUUGCUCUCACGCAUCUAUGGCGGUACGAGAGGGUCACUUGACUUUGCUCAAGUUCUUACCUAUUUCGCUUGGCCAACUCUUCGAGGCACAUCUGGUCGAUGCGUUGGCGUGCGUUCUGGAGGGUUUGGCUGAUGAAGAUGAACCGGUGCGCGAUGCCGCUUUGAACGCCGGUAGAGUUUUCGUGGAGGAGUUUUCACACAGCGGUAGUUCGUUGGAUCUCAUCUUGCCUGCCAUCGAAGAUGGCAUCAUUGCGAGCAACUGGCGCAUAAGAAAUGCCUCUGUGGAGCUUCUCGGCUCGAUGUUGUUCCGUAUCAUCGGAUCUAGUGGAAAAGUGCGCGCCGAGGGUGGUGACGAUGCCGAUGGUGUUUCCACCGAAGCACAGGGCCAGAUGCUGAGUGCGACUCUCGGUCAAGGGCGUCACCAUAGCUUACUGGCCGCCGUGUACAUUCUUCGAUCAGACGGUACUCUUGUGGUCAGAAAUGCCGCAGUUCACAUCUGGAAGACUGUCGUUGCUAACACACCAAAGACUCUUAGAUCCAUCGUACCACUGCUCAUGCAACGCGUGAUAUCGCUGCUUGCAAGUAGCACGGAUGAGCAUAAGCAAAUGGCGAGCCGAUGCCUCGGCGACGUGGUGCGAAAAUUGGGCGAGCGCGUCCUUCUGUCUGUUUUGCCCAUCAUUCAGGACGGGUUGAAAAGCGAAAUCCCUGAGCAUCGUGAAGGCGUCGCCUUGGGGUUGGCCGAAGUAUUGCUUUCCUCCACGGAUAGCCAACUUGAGGAGCAUUACGAUGUGAUCAUUCCAAUCGUCAGGGAUGCGCUGUGCGACGAAGACGAAACCGUACGAGAAGCUGCGGGCUUGGCGUUUGAUAAGCUGUUUGCGCACGGAGGUGGACAAGCCGCGGGCCAAAUCGUGCCAGCGCUUUUGGAUCAGCUCAACAGCAGUCAACUUGCUCUUGAAGGCCUGAAGCAAGUUUUGAAGGCACAACCAAACAUUCUCGCAAACGUGCUUCCGAGCUUGGCUCGUCCUCCUUUGACGACGUCUACCGCUCACACUCUUGGCGCUCUGGCCGAGGUCGCCGGUACCGCACUCCCACCGCACCUUCCUCUAUUGGUACCUCCACUUCUCGAAGCAAUGGCUGAGGACGACGAGGAAAGUCGCGCUGCCGCGAAUGCCGCGGCUUUGUCUGUCAUUAAAUCCGUUCCAGAAAAUUCGUCGCACUUGCUCUUAGCAGAGAUCAAGCGCAGUAUGACACACGAUCACGCCGGUUGUCGCGCGGCGGCGGCAAAGCUAUCCGGCGAGUACGCGAAAAAUGCGCCUGGAUAUGACGAGGGUUCGGAAACAGAAGCACUCAUAAAAAAGUUGUUUGAGAUGUUCAACGACUCGGACGAAGUCGUGCUCGUCGCAGCUUGGACAGCAUUGGGAGACGUCACUGGAACUAUACACAAGGCAGAGUUACCUGAUUACGUUGAGUGUGUGUCCAGGUGCCUGACCCUCGCCCGCGACAAAGCGCGCCGGGCGCACAAGUCGUCGCACGAGUGUCUCAUUCCGGCGUUGUGUCUACCGAAGGGUCUCGCACCAAUCGUUCAAAUUUUCCUGCAAGGCAUUCUUACAGCUGGAAGCGCCGACGCUCGAGAAACGGCGACAAAAACUCUCUCCUUGGCCGUCUCGAGCACGACGCCAGAAGCUUUAAAAGCUCACAUCAUCGCUAUUACUGGUCCCCUCAUUCGUGUGGUUGGUGACAAGCAUCCUAGCUCUGUGAAGAGCGCUAUUGUCGAGUCUCUCGGAGUUCUCAUCCGAAAGGGAGGCGUUGCUUUGAAACCUUUCGUGCCGCAGCUACAAACCACUUUUGUGAAGUGCCUCACCGACGUAAAUAUGAACGUUAGAAUGAAGGCGGCUAGCGCGAUCGGACUACUCAUGAUGUUCCAAAGCCGCGUGGAUGCGCUCGUGAACGAUUUGAUCAGCACGGUUGAGUCUGAUGCAACUGAACCGAGCAUCCGUGAAUCGACCUUCAAAGCCAUUGCAGGGGUGUUUGCGUACGGUGGAAAGAAUAUUACCGCACCUAACGUCACCCGAGCUAUCGAGGUGGCCUUAAGUGCUCUUAGCUCUGCGUCUUCCGGGGAGCGAGCUUGCGCGGCACUCGCGCUCUCCCGAGCAUUCGCGUGGAGCUCCAUUGAGGAGAGGACCGAGACACUUGAAAAGCUCUCGAGUGAAGAUAGUACGGUCGAGCAUCGUGAAGCUGCGGCGAACGCGUUGUGUCAUCUUUCGCGAGCAAACGGGAACUUGAUCAUUGAAAAUCACGCUUCCGUCACACUCAAUGCGCUCGUGCGCGCGGCGAGUGAUGAUCGUGCGCCGAGCCGAGCCUCUGCUGCCCGAGGUUUGGGAUCGCUCAUCGCGACGACGGCAUCUUUGGGGAAAGCGUCGCAGUAUCUCGGCAAGCUCAUGCCCGUAUUGAGCAAACUCCUUCGAGACGCGGUCAUUGAGGUUCGAUUCGCCGGGGUCCGGGCGAUUCGUGUCAUUUUACACGCAGCUGGUUCUUCAGAGGUAUCAAAGCAUUUUGAGGCAUUCAUGAGUGUCCUCGCAGAGGUCGCGGUAGCAGACAAAUCGUCAGACGUACGUCACCAGGCUGAACGCGCGGUGUUCAGAGCGUUCAACUUACAAAAUGGUAUGGAUGAGGCCUUGCAGCACUUGCGAGCGGGUGGUAGCGCCAACGGCGCGCGUGGACGCCUCUCCGAUAUAGUGCUCCGGCAGCUCGCGGCGCUACCAGAUAACUCAGACGACGACGCAGAUACACCGGUCGAGUUGGACUUACAAUCGUAG
Ostreococcus tauri is the source of this 7884-nucleotide messenger RNA. Its product is annotated as Armadillo-type fold. The coding region runs from base 1 to 7884 and encodes 2627 amino acids. Gene Ontology annotation, molecular function: protein kinase regulator activity. The record is from RefSeq and is a predicted model, not a curated record. Gene Ontology annotation, biological process: cellular response to amino acid starvation; regulation of translation. NCBI's taxonomy places the organism in Eukaryota, Viridiplantae, Chlorophyta, Mamiellophyceae, Mamiellales, Bathycoccaceae. Gene Ontology annotation, cellular component: cytosol. The transcript has a single exon.